Molecule: messenger RNA, 4758 nt
Organism: Cyphomyrmex costatus
Lineage: Eukaryota; Metazoa; Arthropoda; Insecta; Hymenoptera; Formicidae
Exons: 3
Coding region: 1-4758 (1585 amino acids)
Biological process (GO): DNA integration
Molecular function (GO): nucleic acid binding
Source: RefSeq, a predicted model, not a curated record
AUGCGUUUGGAAAAAUUGAAUGAAUGUUGGACACAAUACAAUGAGGUACAAAGCGAGCUGGAAACGAUGGACGUGGCAGAGGCGGAAGAUAGAGAAAUAUUCGAGAAUAUUUUUUUUCUCGUAAGCACGUUGAUAGAGAAGGCGGCUGAAGUGAUACAUUCGUUAGAGAUAUCGGAGAGUAAUUAUAUGGUCGCAUGGACCAUGCUCAAGGAGCGUUAUGAUAAUAAACGGCUCGUGAUUCAGAAUCAUAUUAAAGCUAUUUUUGAGCUACCCAGCGUAAAUAAAGAAAAUCAUGUAGUGUUGCGACAGCUAGUGGACGGUACUCUUAAGCAUAUGAGAGCCUUGAAUGCGUUAGGUCGGCGUACGGAAGCAUGGGAUGAUAUUAUCAUUUAUUUACUGUCCACUAAGUUAGAUAGCGUAAGCGUGAGGGAGUGGCAGACCAGUUUGUUAGAUACUAACAUGCCGUCGCUUAAGCAGAUGAUUGAUUUUUUAUUGCAUAAAUGUCAAGCGCUGGAAGCAAUUGAUAGGAAAGUACCAAAUGGUGUAGCGAUCAAUUUUAACGCAAGAAGCAAGAAUACGAGUUCUUAUUUAUCCACGAUAGAAGAUGCAUGUCCGAUGUGUGGACAGUCCCAUUUUUUGUUUUAUUGCGAGCAGUUUAGGGCGUUGUCCGUGGAUCAACGAUGGAAGGAGGUAAAGACACGGGAGAUGUGUGUUAAUUGUCUUCGCGCGCGUGACCAUUUGGUACGGAAUUGUAAGUCGCGAUCUUGCAAAUACUGUCACAAAAAGCAAAAUACUUUGUUGCAUAGCGAGGCACGUCUUGACCGGUCGGGUGUGACUUACGGAUCAGUGGGAGAGAUCGGCGGCGCUAGCACUGUGGUCGCCACCACUCGAUCUGUCGUGGCGGCGGGUGUGCCGCAAGUGCUGUUACCUAUGGCAUUGGUUUCGGUAUAUGAUAAAUUGGAUGGAGAGCAUACGUGUCGCGUGCUAUUAGACAGCGGUUCGCAAUCCAAUUUCAUAACAGCUAAAUUGGCGGGGCAGUUGGACUUGAAGCACGAAACGUUAAGAGUUUCGGUCACUGGCAUUGGCCAGUCGGUGAUGCAGGCGCAUCAGAAGGUGAAGAUUAAGAUAGGCUCACGUCAUAACGCAUUUCAGGUGGAAGCCGAUUGUAUUAUUGUAAGUAAGAUUGCGGAUCCGUUACCAAACUCAGCAAUUAAAAAAGAUAGCAUUUAUAUACCAAGAAACAUCAAGCUUGCGGAUCCGGGGUUUCAUCUGGCCUCCGGUAUCGACGUGCUGUUGGGCGCUGAAUUGUUUUGGCGGUUGAUGUGUAUAGGGCAAAUUAGAAGAUCUAGGGAGCAACCUACCUUACAAAAAACGCACUUCGGUUGGAUAGUAUCUGGGAUGGUACCGGCGGCGCAACGGGGUAGAGAAGACAAUAGGCGGUGUCAUGCUGCAAUUACCAAUACGGAAUUGGAUAAUCAAUUGAAUAAAUUUUGGCAGCUGGAGGAUUACGGAGCUGGACAGCUAUUAACGAGAGAAGAGCAGGUGUGUGAAGAGCAUUUUGUGCGGAAGGUACGAAGGAACUCUCAGGGUCGAUUCGUGGUUAGCCUUCCGAUCAGGGAGGAGAAAUUGGUACAGCUGGGUGAAUCCAAAGAAAUUACACUUAAAAGAUUUUAUGCGUUGGAAAGAAAGCUUAACAAGCAACCUAGUUUAAAGGAGCAAUAUUCAAGUUUCCUAAAGGAAUAUUUAGAUCUCGGUCAUAUGCGUAAGGUAGAGGAGUCGGAGAGUGUGAUCACACCACAUUAUUAUUUACCGCAUCAUGCGGUUAUUAAGGAGUCGAGUGCCACUACAAAACUGCGGGUGGUUUUUUAUGCAUCGUGUAAGACGAUUAAUAGCGGGACGUCGUUGAACGAUAUACUGAGGACGGGAGCAGUGGUGCAACAGGAUCUAAUGUCCAUUGUAACACGGUUUCGUACGUAUCGGUAUGUUUUGAAUGCAGACAUAUCCAAGAUGUAUCGACAGAUACAAAUUGAGCCUGAUCAAACAGCUCUACAAAGAAUUUUAUGGCGUAACAGCAGUAAGGAGAGUAUCGAGACGUAUGAAUUAUUAACGGUUGCAUAUGGUACGGCCCCUGCAUCAUUUUUGGCGACGAGGUGUUUAAAGUAUUUGGCGGAAACUGGGAGUGUGGAAUAUCCACGUGCGGCUAUCGUGGUGGCGCGAGAUUUUUAUAUGGACGAUUUGUUAACGGGUGCAAACUCGUUGGAGGAUGCGCAGAUAUUAAGAGAUCAGAUUAUACAAUUGCUUGCAAAGGGUUGUUUUCAGUUGAGAAAAUGGUCAUCCAAUUCGCAAGAGCUACUUCAAGGAGUGCGCGAUGACGCGGCGGAUUCGUUGUUGACCAUAGACAAAGAUGCCAACGAUCGCACGCUGGGAUUGCAGUGGUGCACAAUAGAGGAUCAUUUCCGGUUUGCAAUUCCCUCACCAGAUAAGACUUGGAUAACUAAGAGGGUGGUGCUUUCCCGCAUAGCACGGCUCUUUGAUCCAUUGGGCCUGAUCGGACCGGUGAUUACCUCGGCUAAGUUGCUGAUGCAGCAACUUUGGCAGUUGCGGAUUGACUGGGAUGCUUCGCUUCCGGCGGCAGUGCAUACCGAGUGGCUGCAAUUUGAGAGAAGUCUUCAGGAUUUGCAUGGGUUGCGAGUGCCGCGGUCAGUAAUGGAGGAUUAUCCGUAUGGAGUGGCGCAGAUUCACGGAUUCUGCGAUGCGAGUACGCGGGCGUACGGUGCGUGCCUUUAUAUACGUAUUAAAGAUGCUCGAGGCAGGCAUUCGUCUCGAUUGUUAUGCUCGAAGUCUAGAGUCGCGCCUGUAAAGUGUACAUCGUUGCCUAGAUUGGAGCUGUGUGGAGCGGUGUUGUUGACUCAAUUAAUGAGCAAGAUCGUGGAUAUUUUGAAUUUGGAGAUUGAGCCAUGGCUACGAUCUGAUUCAAGGAGAUGGAACACAUUUUUAGCGAACCGAGUUAGUGAGAUACAGCAGCGGAGCGACGCGAAUGAAUGGCGACACGUUGGAACUAGAGACAACCCUGCGGAUUUGAUAUCGCGCGGAAGUGCACCGGCACAGCUCGCGCAGUCGUCAUUGUGGUGGAAUGGGCCACGGUGGCUACAAGCGGAUGAUACAGAAUGGCCUGAUGCGACUGAGGAGCCGGGUGCGCAAUUAUUAUCUGAACAACGAAAGGUUGUAAGUAAUGUGGCAAUUAGCACAAUGAUUGACGAUGAGGACCGCGUUUUUAAGCGGUAUUCAGAUUUAGAUAAAUUGAUUGAUAUUACUGCGUUGUGUAGAAGAUUUUAUAAAAAUUGCAAGGAUAAAGAGAAACGGACGAUAGGUUCCUUAACGAUACAGGAGCGGGAUGAAGCGUUGCACGCAUUGUGUGGAUGGGUACAGAGCAUUCACUUCCAGAGAGAGAUUCGAGCGCUGGCGAGCAAUAAACAGAUGCACUCAUCAAGUGGCAUAUUGAAAUUGUCUCCUUUUCUGGAUCAACGGGGCAUUUUGCGGGUCGGAGAUAGAUUGACGAAUACUGACAUGCCCUACGCGGCAAAGCACCAAAUAUUAUUACCGGCCAAACACAUUUUAACGCAUCCAACUAAUAGACAAGCUCACGAAAAAAAUUUGCAUGCUGGAACACAGGCAACUAUGGCAGCAAUUAGACAAAAAUACUGGAUCAUUGCGGCGAGGGGUGUAGUUCGUGGAAUUAUAAGGAAAUGUAUCCCUUGUUUUAAAAGUAAGCCCGUGGAGUCGCGGGCGGUGAUGGGCAGUCUACCGAGUCAGCGGGUUCAGGUUUCGAGACCGUUCAGCGUGUGCGGAGUCGAUUAUGGCGGCCCGUUGUAUAUACGCGAAGGUCAGCGACGAAAUACGAAGACAAUUAAGGCAUACAUGGCUGUAUUUGUGUGUUUCGCUACUAAAGCAGUACACAUAGAGUUGGCGAGUGGAUUGUCGUCCGAGGCGUUUAUUUUCGUAUUGAAGAGGUUUAUGGCUCGAAGAGGUAAGGUAUCUCACAUUUAUUCGGACAACGGGACAAACUUCGUGGGAGCACAUAGCGAAUUGCAGGAAUUUCAUCGCCUAUUUAAUGAAGAACAGCAUAAAAGGCGUUUAGAAGACUUCUUGAGGAGCGAUAAUAUAACUUGGCAUUUUAUUCCUCCGCAGGCACCCAAUUUCGGAGGAUUGUGGGAGGCUGCCAUAAAAUCGACGAAAACGCAUUUGAAGCGAGUGAUAGGUCGGACCACCCUGAGUUAUGAAGAGAUGUAUACUUUGCUGAUUCAAAUUGAGGCUGUCCUUAACUCCCGUCCCAUAACUGCUUUAUCCGAGGAUCCAUCAAAUGAUUUGUCCUAUUUGACACCUGGUCAUUUUUUAAUUGGAGACGUGAUUAACAGUUUGGUUGAGCCCAGUUUAGAGCACUUAGGUCCCAGGCGUCUGUCUCGAUGGCAAAAUGUGGAGCAGCUGCGGCAGCAUUUCUGGAAGAGGUGGCAGAGCGAGUACUUGCAUCAGUUGCAGCAGAGGACAAAAUGGAAUGGGCCUCAGGGUGAAGCGCUGGCGACGGGACAGUUGGUUCUGGUGCGGCAGCUAGGAGUUCCUCCUCUGCAGUGGAUCUUGGGACGUGUUACAGAGGUGCAUCCGGGGUCCGAUGGAGUGGUGCGCACAACUAGUGUGACGACAGAGAGAGGGAUUUUGAAGCCACCCAUUUCUAAAUUAUGUAUUUUGCCAUUAGAGUUGUGA